CGACAUAAUUACUCGUUAUUUGCUGUAUAUGACUCAUAUUUUGACGUUGAUUACGCUUCAACGAACUAUUUUUCAUUACGGCGAGUGACGAUUACAAGCCGGAAGCGUAUUUAUUGGGCGAGGAGGAUCAUCAGUUUGAAAAGGAUUCAGGGAACCAUGGCAGAAGCUGAGAACAAGCCAACUGCUGAAGAGGAUCUGCAUGAGGACGACCCUAACUACAAGGCCCCCGCUCAGAAGUCUGUCAAAGAAAUCGUUGAAGCCGAUCAGGAGGAUGAAAGUCUGCGCAAAUACAAGGAGUCUCUAUUAGGGGGCGCCAUUAAGGAAGUCAAACCUCCAUUCCCUGAUGAUCCACGCAAUGUUAUAGUUUCCAAAUUGUCACUGGUAGUGGAAGGACGAACUGACAAAGAAUUAGAUUUAACAGGGGAUUUAUCAAAACUAAAAGAACAAGUCUUCACAAUUAAAGAGGGAGCCAAAUACCGAAUGAAGGUCUCAUUUUAUGUACAGCGAGAAAUUGUCUCAGGACUCCGGUAUGAACAAAAAACAUCCAGGAAAGGAAUUCAGGAUGUUCUUGGUGCUGUUGACAAAUCAAAGUUCAUGGUUGGAAGCUACGGACCCAAGGAGACAGCCCACGAAUACCUGACCCCUAUAGAUGAGGCCCCCUCUGGUAUGCUGGUGCGGGGGUCAUACACAGUGGAGAGUAAGUUCACAGACGACGACCGCAACUCCAUCCUGGAGUGGAAGUGGAAGUUUGAAAUCAAGAAGGACUGGGACGAUUAAAUGUGCUCAGAUAUUCCGUAGAUCUAGGAUAACCUGACAAACUGCAAUACAUUGUGGCCUUUUUAUUUUAAAUUGAUGAACAGCUGUGAAGAAAAUGGUAGAAGUUUUGUAUUUGGCAAUGGCUUUGAAAAUUUUUGUAUAAUAAUAAUAAUUUAAUAUUCUUUUAUACUUAGUUUUAAAAAAAUGGUUUUGGUCUAAUGUCAGUCUUGCCUGUAUUAAAGUGAUCCCACCUUGUUGAUAGCUAAACAAUUGCAUACUCUGUCAAAAAAUUUACAUACUCCAUCAACUUAACCCAAGAGAAAGUGAAACUAAGUAGUCUGGCAGGUGUUCCAGUAGUGUCUCUCCAGUGCCAAUGUGUGUUAUCAAGUGCUUUAAGAUACUGAUAAACUUCUCCUUACGAUAGCAGUUAUUGGCCUGUUAUUGAAUGUUACUAACGUUACAUUACUCAGUGCUAGUCUCAGCUAACAUAGCUAAAAUAGCCAAACUUUUGUUAUCAGUAAAUCAGCGGUAGUUUUUUUUUAUAAUUUUGCUGUAAUAUUUUUGUAUAUCUUUGUUAUACAUACCAUGGAAAUAAAACACACAGAUCAUUCCUUUUUGAUGGUCAUGUACAGUGGCUUCAAGUCUUCUGAGAUGCCGUUUGUAGGACUUUAUCUGAUAUAUUUCUGAAGUGCAAUCUCUCUUGGUGCAUUUUUUGAUUGUACAGUGAAAAGUUUUUUUUUUAAUUGUAUUGUGCAAACCUGUUGGUCAAUUUGUCAGAACUGCUGCAUCAAAAAAAAAAAAAAAAAAAUUUAGACACUAGAUUGUUUUUAACUUUUGCCUUUCCAUUGGUAUAUGAUCAAAUUUAGAUAUAGUUUAACUGGUACUUAAAAUCUCAGCUUUUCUGAAAGGCUUAAAAUUGGUACAUGUACAUGCAUUUUGUGAAUUUAUGAAUAAUGUAUACCUGUAUCUGUAAUAUAGCAUGCUAUGAAGUGUACUAGUAUAUACAAAAUCUUCUGUAUACCUGUAUUAAUUAAGGUGUUUGUACCACUCUGCGCUUUGUUUUCCAUGUGAUGCCUGUAUUUUAUGUUUGGUGCUGCAUGCUCUAUGCAAUUAGAGGUUUGAUGGACAGAGAGAGAGGGAGAGAGAGACGACCGAUUGUGGCCACACCUUCUGUGUAAUUUCCUUGUCUCUGAUGUCAUUUUCUUUAUCUGUCACUAAAUAAAUGUGUACAUGAUCA
This is a messenger RNA of Magallana angulata, 1993 nucleotides long. RefSeq names its product rho GDP-dissociation inhibitor 1-like. Bases 157 to 777 code for a protein of 206 amino acids. Gene Ontology annotation, cellular component: cytoplasm; cytosol; membrane. Gene Ontology annotation, molecular function: protein binding; Rho GDP-dissociation inhibitor activity. Lineage: Eukaryota; Metazoa; Mollusca; Bivalvia; Ostreida; Ostreidae. Gene Ontology annotation, biological process: Rho protein signal transduction. The record is from RefSeq and is a predicted model, not a curated record. The transcript has 6 exons.